Eimeria mitis is the source of this 864-nucleotide messenger RNA. Its product is annotated as DNA repair protein, putative. Gene Ontology annotation, biological process: DNA strand invasion; reciprocal meiotic recombination; DNA repair. The coding region runs from base 1 to 864 and encodes 287 amino acids. The transcript is spliced from 4 exons. NCBI's taxonomy places the organism in Eukaryota, Apicomplexa, Conoidasida, Eucoccidiorida, Eimeriidae. The record is from RefSeq and is a predicted model, not a curated record. Gene Ontology annotation, molecular function: ATP-dependent DNA damage sensor activity; ATP binding; double-stranded DNA binding. Gene Ontology annotation, cellular component: condensed nuclear chromosome.
AUGCGGCGGCUGCAGGGUGAAGACCUUCAGACAGGACCUCUCAAACUAGAGCACUUGUUAGCCAAGGGGCUGACUAAAAAAGAUUUGGAUUUGUUAAAAGAAGCCCAAGAAUAUCUUGAGGCCAGAGCUAACCUCAUCAAAUUCACUACAGGCAGCGUGCAGCUCGAUGCGCUGCUUAAGGGGGGUAUCGAAACUGGUAACUUAACUGAACUCUUUGGGGAAUUCAGAACAGGAAAAACACAACUCUGUCAUACACUUGCCGUAUCCUGUCAGUUGCCAGUUGAGCAGAGUGGAGGCGAAGGAAAAUGUUUAUGGAUUGAUACAGAAGGAACCUUCAGACCCGAACGUAUUGUCUCUAUUGCUAAAAGAUUUGGCUUAGAUCCAAGCGAUUGCCUGGAUAAUAUAGCCUACGCCAGAGCCUACAACUGCGAUCACCAGCUGGAGCUGCUGACGCAGGCAGGAGCGAUGAUGGCGGAGUCUCGCUUUGCUUUGUUGAUUGUUGACAGUGCUACGGGUUUAUACCGCUCUGAGUUUGCGGGCCGUGGAGAGUUGGCGAGUAGACAAAUGCAUUUAUGUCGUUUCUUGCGUUGUUUGCAGCGAAUUGCAGACACUUAUGGUGUAGCUGUGGUUGUAAGCAACCAAGUUGUUGCCAAGGUAGACAACGGCCCUUCUCUAUUCAACAGCAACGAAAAACUCCCUAUAGGGGGUAAUAUCAUGGCACAUGCAAGCCAAACGCGGCUCUACCUACGCAAGGGAAAGGGGGAAAGCCGCAUAUGCAAAAUCUACGAUAGCCCCAGCCUACCCGAAGGAGAAGCUGUAUUUGCUAUUGGUGAGGGAGGCAUUGGGGAUUAUGAAGACAACUGA